Salvia miltiorrhiza (redroot sage) is the source of this 2803-nucleotide messenger RNA. RefSeq names its product cation/H(+) antiporter 28. Gene Ontology annotation, molecular function: antiporter activity. Gene Ontology annotation, cellular component: membrane; endomembrane system. The transcript has 4 exons. Gene Ontology annotation, biological process: proton transmembrane transport; regulation of pH. Lineage: Eukaryota; Viridiplantae; Streptophyta; Magnoliopsida; Lamiales; Lamiaceae. Bases 256 to 2640 code for a protein of 794 amino acids. The record is from RefSeq and is a predicted model, not a curated record.
CCAAAUUCUGCAUGCAUGCAUGGAUUCUUCAAGUCUUUUCCUAACCACAAGAACACCUCAUUCCACGUAGUAAGUUAUAAAUCAAACUCUCUUCACAAAACUCAGAUUUUUUUUUUCUUCCUUUUUUCUUUCACAAAAAAUCACAAUAAUCCCUCAAUAGAAAGAAAUCAUAGAUUCUUGAAUUUCACAUAUUCAACCACCACAGUUUCCGAUCGAAAUCAUAUCACAAAUCUUCCUCAAAAAAAUUAAAACAAAAUGGAUAUCGGAAAUUGGAGAAACAUGACAAACGCAGCGCUCUGCACAAACGGCAGCAUGACUUUCCGGCUGGCCACCGUCGCCGUCUACAUGCUCGGAUUCUUCUUCAUCGUCUUCCUCUGCAACUUCCUCCACAUCUUCCUCCGCCGCCUCUCCCAGCCCCGGAUCUUCUCCGAAUGCAUAGUGGGGCUGUUCUUGAGCAAUCUCCCAAUGAUACGGAAGCACACGAAGGCAGAGGGCAUCCGCAACACGAUCGAGUACGUGGUCGAGGUCGCGAUGGUGCUCCACAUGUUCGUGGUGGGUCUCGAGGUGGACCCCAACAUCUUCCUCGAGAUCCACCUCCCCGAGGCGAAGGUGGCCUACUCCGGCGUCCUGACCACCUUCGUCAUGGCCUCGUUCCUCACGCCCUUCCUCGACAUCCCGGAGGCCGCGAGCGUGCCCUUCAACCUCUGCCUCUCCGUCAUCGUCUCCGGCACGGCCAGCCCACUCCUCACCCGCCUCAUCACCGACCUCAAGAUCGGCAAGUCCGACAUCGGCCGGUUCGUCGUCUCCGCGGGCGUCCACACCGACCUCGUCGCCACCCUCCUCAUCUGCAUCGGCUUCGUCGUCUUCGACCCCCUCGACGGCUUCUACUACAGGAGCGUCAAGACCGUCGUCUCCAUGGUGUCGCUCGUGGCGUUCGAGAUGCUGGUGGCGGCGAAGGUGACGCCGCUGAUCAUGAACUGGGUCAACCGCGAGAACCCGGAGGGGAAGCCCAUGAAGUGCUCCCACCUGGUUCUCGCGGUGGCUUACGUCGUCAUGAUCUGCAGCUUCUCGCCGCUGUGCGUCAAGUACAACAAGAUUCUGAGCUCGUUUCUCGCCGGAGUUUUCAUGCCGAGAGACGGGAGGAUAGCCAAGAUGAUGAUCAUUCAGAUAAACUAUUUCUUCAAUGCAAUUUUUUACCCUCUCUUCUUCUUCUGGGUCGGUACGGAGGCGCAGUUCAGGCAGUUCCAAGCAGGGAAGCUCCAGACGUGGGCGAGGAUCGCCUUCGUCUUCCUCAUCGCCACCGUCGGGAAGCUCAUCGGAGCGUGGCUGUCGGGGCUGAUGCUAGGGUUCCACUGGCAAGACUCCUUAGCCACAGGACUGCUGCUCAACAUCAAGGGCCAUUUCCAUGUCUACUUAGCCAUCAUGGCCUCAACUAUGAACUACACGAGCGUCUCGACGAGCCUCGCCCUGGUGUUCGCGACGCUCCUGACCAUCAUCUACGCGCCGCUGGUCGUGUCGAGCAUCAUCCAGCGGGCGAGGCGGCACGCCCCGACGCAGCGGAUGGCGCUGCAGUGGGUGAGCCCGUCGAGCGAGCUCCGGAUGCUGGUGUGCCUCCACGGCGCGCAGCACGCGGGCGGGGCCGCGAACCUGAUGGCGAUCUCGCGGGGCCCGUCGGACCCGGGGAUCGUGGUCCACCUGACGGACAUGGUGGAGCUGACGGACCGGAUCGCGGCGACGCUGGCGCACAACGAGGGCAUGGACGCGGUCACGGUCACCGAUCCGAAGGUGGUGGAGAUGCGGGAGCAGAUCACCAACGGCGUCAAUUCUUACCUGGACGGAGAGGACGGGGACGGGAUCACAACGCACCGGAUGCUGGCGCUCUCAACGCUCAGCAACAUGCACCAAGAUGUGUGCAUCUUAGCAGAGGAUCUAUCAAUUUCACUCAUAGUUUUGCCCUUUCACAAGCAGCAAGAGCCCGGUGGAAGGCUCAAUCUUGGCCAUGUUGGCUUUAGGCAUGUCAAUCGCAAGAUCCUUCGCCACGCCCCGUGCUCCGUCGGGAUUCUAGUCGACCGGGGGCUGGGGGCGACGGUGCUGUCGAGGACCGCCAUAUCCCUCUACGCGGCGGUGAUCUUCAUCGGUGGCAAGGACGACCGGGAGGCGCUGGCCUUCGCGGGGAGGGUGGCGUGCCACCCGGGGGUGAAGCUGACGGUGAUCCGGUUCCUGCUGGAGCCGGCCGGGGACAGCGUGUCGUCGCUGGUGACCAUGGCGAGGGCCAACACGCUCGAGCAUCAGGAGGAGAUGAAAGUCGACGAUGAGUGCUUCGCAGACUUCUACGACAGGCACGUCGCCGGGGGGCAUGUGGCCUACAUGGAGAAGUACCUGACCAACUCGGGGCAGACCUUCUCCACGCUGAGGUCGCUCGAGGCGCAGCACGGCCUCUUCAUCGUGGGGCGGGGCGGGCGGGUGAACUCGCUCCUCACGGUCGGGAUGAACGACUGGGAGGAGUGCCCGGAGCUCGGCCCCAUCGGAGACAUCCUCUCCGCCUCGGAUUUCUCCGUCACGGCCUCUGUUUUCGUCAUACAGCAGCACAGCCUCAAGGGUGAGCUGGAUGGGCUCCAAGAGGAAUUCUCAAUCAUGUAGUCAUAUUUUGUACAGAUGUAUAGAGCAGAUGAUUUCAAAUGCUGUCAUUUGUAAGUAGUCAUGUUUCAAUGUUUCUUUAAUCAUCAACAAACAAACAAAAUUCUACAAUGUGUUUCCAUGAUUCUUCCACGAUUAUGGCUUAGCACUAAAAUCAAACACAGAA